This is a messenger RNA of Mya arenaria, 1350 nucleotides long. RefSeq names its product universal stress protein in QAH/OAS sulfhydrylase 3'region-like. Lineage: Eukaryota; Metazoa; Mollusca; Bivalvia; Myida; Myidae. Bases 229 to 702 code for a protein of 157 amino acids. The record is from RefSeq and is a predicted model, not a curated record. The transcript has 4 exons.
UCAUAACAUGGACUAUGUGAAUUUUUCCUCUGAUAUAUGUCAGGAACAAAAUAUGGAUACGCCAUUUUCUCUGGAAUAGGUACUUUACUAGUGGGCGCUUCGAAAAUAUACUUAAUUUAAUUAGCAACAUCAUAAUAAACUAAUUCAUUAAACAGUAAACAGUUUAUCAGAAUAGUUGUAUCUGCCAAAUACUUUUGCACCGCAUCUGUAACAGGGACGCUUCCAGAAAUGGCAAACAAGCGAACAAUUGUCAUUGCUGUAGAUGGCAGUGAACAUUCGGAGUUUGCGUUUGACUUUUACGUGGACAACUUCCAUUGUCAUGGUGACCACAUCGUCCUUGUGCACGUGCCUGAAUACAGUAACAUACUCUCUGCUUCUUCUCUGUUGACUGACCCGAACAUCAUUGCUGAAAUGAUUAAAGAUACUGAAGGACAGACCAGCGAACUCGUCGACAAAUACUCGUUCAAAAUGCAACAAAAGGAGUUACACGGCCACGUGAAACAACAGUGUGGAAAGCCGGGGGAGGCGAUUUUAGAGUGUGCUAGAGAGGAGAGCGCCACCUUGUUGAUACUUGGAGCUCGUGGAAUGGGCGUUAUGCGGCGGACCUUUAUCGGAAGCGUCAGUGACUAUUGUCUCCAUCAUGCCACAUUUCCCGUCCUUGUCUGCAGACAUAAACCGUUCAAACAUGACAAACAGAGUUAACAUACCAUCAAAACUGCAAACGGGUACUUAUAUAUAACGAAUAAAACGGCAAACAACAUUUGAUUUUGCUAAACUUUCAGCUGAGAAUAACAAAGAAAACGUUGAAAAGUCAGAAGGAUUGAUUAUACAGUGUGUUUUUGAAAAGAACGAAUCUUUUCAUGCUUGUCAAUGAGUUGUUGUUUUCAAAAAGUAAUUUAACAUGUUUUUGAAUGUGUUAUUUGUAUUACUUCGAUAUUGAGCCACAUGGAGCACGUGUACACAAUCCUGUAAGAAUGCACUCAGCUGCAACUCGCAUUCGUAUAAACGCUUCGGGAAAUGCCUAUAUAUAGAUGAAUACGUAAAACUAGUGAAUAAGAAUACGAAUGACUUCAGUACGUUAAAUGACACAUAUAGGUAUGACACAGUGAUUUGGAAUAUAAAUAAAUAAAGUGAUAUUAGUGUAAAUAACAAAAGUCAUAUAGCAUACUGAAGUCAUCAUAUAAUUUAAUCGGUAUAUGAAUUGCUCUGUCUCUUUCCACGCCAAUUUACCUUUCCUGAUGGCACAUAGCUUACUUGGAAAUGUGCAUUGACGUGAAAACGGACGGAGCGAAAACUUUGUGUAAGCGAAUGCAUGUAAACAUUGUUUCUGUGUAGUUUCGUGAAUGAAUA